CUUCCCGCAGCGCGGCGGAAGUGACGCUGCGCGGCCGUCGUGAUGGCGGCGCCGAAGGUGAAGCAGGACAUGGCGCCGCCGGGCGGCUACGGGCCCAUCGACUACAAGCGGCACCUCCCUCGCCGCGGCCUCUCAGGUUACAGCCUCUUCGCGCUCGGCGUCGGCAGCCUCCUGCUGGGCUAUUACACCGUCGUCAAGUGGAACCGGGAGCGCAGGCGGCUCCUCAUCGAGGACCUGGAGGCUCGGAUCGCGCUGAUGCCGCUGCUGCAGGCGGAGUCUGACCGCAGAACGCUCCGCAUCCUGCGGCAGAACCUGGACGAGGAGGCCAAAAUCAUGAAGGAUGUUCCUGGCUGGAAGGUCGGUGAGUCCCUGUUCCACACGGAUCGCUGGGUGCCCCCGACACUGGACGAGCUCUACUACCUGCGCCCCACCAGUGAGGUGGAGAACGAGAAGUUCGGGCUCCAGUACUACGUGUGAGGCACGGCCGUGUCACCCCCCCUGGGUGCCGUCA
Messenger RNA from Pezoporus flaviventris, 511 nucleotides. It is a transcript of the gene NDUFA13, whose product is annotated as NADH:ubiquinone oxidoreductase subunit A13. Lineage: Eukaryota; Metazoa; Chordata; Aves; Psittaciformes; Psittacidae. The coding region runs from base 43 to 477 and encodes 144 amino acids. The record is from RefSeq and is a predicted model, not a curated record. The transcript has 5 exons.